UCGAGUUGUACUUGUAACUGUAAGACUCUCUCAUGCCCAGUGAAUUCUAAAACGUGUUCGAGGGUGUAACGCUUUUUUUUCUUGAUAACUUCGGCUGCCUCACUCCCUUAAUUGAUCCAAACAAGACAAUUUCGUAGCUCAAACUCUCUUAAAGGGGUUUCUCUAUGCCCUCAGAAGUUAGAUCAGCGCACCCAACAUCUGAAAAUUUUGGUGCCUGAUAGAGCCCAAGUUUAUAAAAUCCAGAACACUUGGGCCGAAUUCACGGCAUUAAUGGCUUUUUGAAAUAGUGGAAAAAGCCAAUAUCACGGCGCAACGGCUAGUAAGGUCCACACGACGCGAAGACAAAUAGCAGAUCCAGCUCUUCAACUGAACUCGUCUUCCACAAUGCAAGCAGAGAAGCAGCAAGCAUGGAAAAUCAGCGUUCAAGCUAAAGCUAAGAACUUCCAUUUCAAAUUGAAAGCAACCCAAAUCGCGCCCUCCACUUGGAAGCUCCAUCGACUCUCUAUUUCCCUCAAGCUCCGCAAGCUUUUUCUCGGAGUAAAUGCAGAAUCCACAGGGCAUCAAAAAACGAAAAAGAACUCAGAAUUUACAUCAUUAUUAGUUCCUAUGCAGCAGCAGAAACAAACCCUGAAAUCCAAAUUCCUUAUAUUUGUGAAGAAGUUUCGAUUUCGCAGCACCAAAAAACCUCAACGGUUCUCGUAUGAGGAAUUAAUUUCUGCGGGUAAUUUGGUCAAUGGAGGUCUCGCAUUUCUACCUCAAUCAAUCACCAGAGUUUUGGUAAUCUUGCUGCUUCUAAUGGUUGCUGCCGCAUUUGCCAGUCCAGCAGUGCUUGAUUUGAACAAUUAUUUGAAGUAUUGUGGAAAAAUACGUGGGGCUUGGUCCAAACUCUUAACUUGAUUUACCUGUUCGAUAUUCCCUGUCAUGUUUUCUGGAUUUGAUUUGACAUAAUCUCUACAAGUUUUGAUCUUUCGAUA
Prunus avium (sweet cherry) is the source of this 974-nucleotide messenger RNA. RefSeq lists its product as uncharacterized. The record is from RefSeq and is a predicted model, not a curated record. Lineage: Eukaryota; Viridiplantae; Streptophyta; Magnoliopsida; Rosales; Rosaceae.